Molecule: messenger RNA, 2922 nt
Organism: Dicentrarchus labrax (European seabass)
Lineage: Eukaryota; Metazoa; Chordata; Actinopteri; Moronidae
Gene: prkag3a
Product: protein kinase, AMP-activated, gamma 3a non-catalytic subunit
Exons: 12
Coding region: 843-1775 (310 amino acids)
Source: RefSeq, a predicted model, not a curated record
AUGUGAAAGGCACCACUAUCGACUGUCAGCAGUACGCUUUCUAUGUUUGGACUCUUCCAAAGACCUUUACUGUGUCUAGCCUUGACAUUUCCUCUGUACACUGUGAGUUCAUGCCAUUUUAAUUUCUGACAUAGGUGGGAUUGUACCUUCUCUAGAGGCCUUGAUAAAUCACAUAAGCCCAGUUUUUCUUUAAGGACAAGUUCUACGCCAGGAGUUCCAGCUCCUGUGUGCUACACCCCUCUGCAGCCAAUAAAUACUGACAAAUGAAGGCGACCCGAGCUGGCUGCAGGCGUUAUAAAACAGAUCGAGGAUGCGUGUUGAAAGCCAGCGCAUUCCUUUAAACAACGGAGCGAGGCAACGACUGUUGUGUUUUACAAAGACGGGAAGCAGAUGUCUGGAUAUGGCAGAAUCUGAAGUGUCCCUCCCCCUCUCUUCUGAGCCUGUGCCAGUUUCUUUUAUCCCUCCCCUACACCCGUCCAUGUCACAUAGCACUCCAGAGCUCCUAAUAUAGAACCAACCGCUUUGUAGGAGAGGGUAACUAACUGAGUGGAGUCGCCAACAGUUUGUGAGUUUUCUGCUUUGAAAACUUUUUCAUGGACACAACGGGAUUAUGGAACCUCUCUCACAGGUGAAAUGUUACUUUGGAAUGAAUAUAACAAGGGGAAAGUGAUUAAACUGUUAGUGGAAGCAAGAAAAAUUAGUAGCCUGGAUUCCAAACUAUUUUGACUAUGUCAUGUGGAGACUGUUUGGCUUGCUGUGUUGUAGGUGUCAUUCCCAAAAAAGAAGCAGGAAAUACAGAAACAAGUAUGUGAUUCCCCACAGAGGCUGAUGCCACCGUCUACAUGAAUUUCAUGAAGAGUCACUGCUGCUAUGAUGCCAUUCCAACCAGCUGUAAACUGGUCAUAUUUGAUACCACACUGCAAGUUAAAAAGGCCUUUUAUGCACUGGUGGCAAAUGGCUUGAGGGCUGCGCCUUUAUGGGACAGCAAGUUACAAAGAUUUGUGGGUAUGCUGACUAUUACAGAUUUCAUCAACAUCCUCCAUUGCUAUUACAAGUCCCCUUUGGUUCAAAUGUAUGAGCUGGAGAACCACAAGAUUGAGACAUGGAGAGGUGACUCAUUUAAAAACGUCUACUUACAGUGUUCCAAUCCCUUCCUCAUUAGUAUCUCUCCAGAGGCCAGCCUCUUUGAAGCCAUCUAUUCCUUACUUAAAUACAAGAUCCACAGGCUGCCGGUCAUCGAUCCAGAGUCUGGAAAUGUCCUGCACAUUCUGACCCACAAGAGAAUCCUCAAGUUCCUCCACAUAUUUGAGAAAAAGGUUUCCAAGCCCGCAUUCAUGGGAAAGCAGAUCCAGGAGCUCAGGAUUGGAACGUUCAGGAACAUUGCCACUGUUCAGCAAACGGCAACGCUUUAUGACGCCCUCUCCAUUUUUGUGGAGAGGCGGGUGUCUGCGCUGCCUGUGGUGGACGAACAAGGCAAAGUGGUGUCACUCUACUCAAGAUUUGACGUGAUUAAUCUGGCAGCCCAGAAGACUUACAACAACCUGGACAUGUCUAUGCGGGAAGCCGUUUGCAUGCGCUCCUGUUUCUUUGAAGGAGUAAUCAAGUGCUAUCCUGAUGAAACCUUGGAAACCAUCAUAGACCGCAUAGUCAAAGCUGAGGUCCAUCGUCUGGUCCUGGUGGACAGGUCUGACGUGGUGAAGGGCAUCAUCUCUCUGUCCGACCUGCUGCAGGCCAUGGUCUUAACCCCUGCAGGUAUUGACGCCCUUUUGUCCUAGCACCAGAGGACACAGGGUCCCCUUCCCUCCUUUACCACCUGUGUAGGCUUGAGUCCUGGCCGUGUACCCAGCCAGAAAUCAACCUGAAGUGAGAGCUCACGUGAGGAAGACAAACGCUGUGCCGCUGUUUACAUUAAGGUGUCUUACAGGAUCUAUGUGCUGUGGUCAUGUAACAAGAAUGGACAGUGAGUGGACUUUGAUACUAAUGAAUCUUUAUAGGUCUCCAGCACAGUGUCCACAUUGGCUGCAUUUGAUCAAAUUGAUCAAUAUAUGUUUACCCAAUACUGUAUAUUUCUGUAUUAAAUGUUUGUAUCACAACUCACUGGUGUUUUCCAUGUAUAUUUCCUGGAGAAAUAUUAAAGCUGGAGUGUGAUUUUAUAGAAGAUUAUACACAAUAUAGAUAGGAUAGAUUAUCAGUAAUAGUAGAUGCAGUAGUAGAAGUAGUGGCAGCUGGCGAUGUCCUGAAGGAGAUGGAAAUUUUUUGAUCCUCUUUUGUUAAACCUCUAGGCGUUUCUAUGGGCCAGGAUUUUAAUCAUGUUGAGAAAGUACCUAGCAGAUAUUGAGAUAAUUACUCAUGAAUACAUUUAUUACCUCCCAUCUUGACUUAGCAGGACAUCCCUGAACUGCUUGUAAGUGGCCCAAAAUGCUGCUGCCAAGCUUCUGACCAAAUCCUCUGAAAGGUCUCAUGUAACACCAAACCUGAUUUCUUUUCUCUGCUUUCAAAGUCGGAAUCCAGUUCUGGUGAUCACGUUUAGAGCCUUGCAUGAUCAGGCACCUGCCUAUAUUAAAGAGCCACUGCAGCCUUAUACUAGCAGUAGGGAUCUGAGGUCCUCUGAUCAGGAUUUGUUUUCACUCCUGGCUCGAGACAAAAGGAGACUGUGCUUUUGAGUUUUCAGCUGCUAAAUAUUGGAGCUCUCUCUCCCAUUGGACUUAAAAGCUGUGGACACAGUGGGACACCUUUAAAAAGCAGCAUUUAUUCAGACUUGCUUUUGUGUAAUUAGUUUUGCCUCAUGUUUUUUAGCUGGAUUUCUGCAUCUAAUGUCUAAUGCUCUGUCUCUAAACUUGCUUUUACUGUCUUUUAUUGUGAAGCACUUUGUGACGUCUGCUCUUGAAAUGUGCUAUAUGAAUAAACUUACUUACUUACUUA